Molecule: messenger RNA, 7603 nt
Organism: Orbicella faveolata
Lineage: Eukaryota; Metazoa; Cnidaria; Anthozoa; Scleractinia; Merulinidae
Product: RIMS-binding protein 2-like
Biological process (GO): neuromuscular synaptic transmission
Molecular function (GO): protein binding
Source: RefSeq, a predicted model, not a curated record
UUGAACGCUAUGUCAGCCAUUGUUGCGCAUGAGCGAGGUUCGUUUACUCACAACCCACAACAUGGAUUCGGAAUUUUAUGGAAUCGUUACUAGUAUCAUAAUUAUUAGUCUACGUUGAGCCUAUUAGUGGUUAAACUUCCACAAGUUGUCUUCCUUGCAUUGUUCCGUCGUUGUCAGCGUGUAAAAAGCGAGAUUUUGUUUUUAGCGAAGAAAUGUACGUUGGUAUGGAUUGUUCCCGCGAGCACAAACGCUUUGCGGCUUUGUGGAGGUGUUUUUACCCGCAGUUAUCUCGUUAACUGAAGUGAAGUGAUUGUGGUAUUGUUAAGCCGCAAAAUGCCAUCUUCCAGUAUCCCGGUUCCAGAUAGGGACCUAGGAAAUUCUCCAUCUUCGCGGAAAAGCACGAUGGAGGAUUUACGGAGACACAACAACAAGCUGAGGUCGGAUUUGGAGGCCGAGCGAACGAAGGUUCGUCAAGUUUUACGUGACAAGUCUGCAGAAAUAAAGAGAAUUCAGGACAAUUUUGAGAAGGAGAAGCAAAAAGCGAUCGAGCUUGCAACGAAGCGACUGUCAAACGAGCAUGCGGCAGAGCUCAGGAAAGUCCGCGAGAAUACGGCAAGAGAGAAAGAUAACGAACUACGACAAGUUCUCAAGUUCAAGGAAGAAGAAGUUAAAACGAUGAGGCAACAAAUCAGCGACGAAAAGGAGAAAAACAGACAUGCCGAGGAAGAAUUGAGAAGGGUUUUAGUCGAUCGGAGUAAAGAAGGAGACGACCAUACUGAAGUGGAACGAAAAUUACGGAGCGAAAUCGCUUUGCUCAAGGAACAAAAACAUAAAGCGGAGGAAAUGUAUCGAGACAAAUCUUUGGCUGAUAACGAAAAAGCUGAACUCAUAAGACGUAUGAGAGCCGAUCACGAAAUCGAGCUUCAGAAAUUUGUAAAGGACUCUAAGCGUGAAUCAAUCCAUAGUUUACAGCAAAGGAGGUUGACUGAAAAAGCGUUAGAAGAGAAAGCGCACGAGUUAGCUUAUAAAGAUCAUUUAGCAAGGAAACUUGAAGCUGAAAAGGAUCACCUCCAAAGACGAUUAUCUCAGUCUGGAGACCUGGAAACAUUGCGGCGAUCAACUCUUCGAACUAGCGCUUCGUUUGAUCCAGGUCUCAACGAACGUUUAGAAGAAAGCCCUCUUGUGAAGAAAGACAAAGAGAGAGAAUUAAAGAAGAAAAAUGCAGAGUUACAAUCAAAGAUGGAAAACCUGGAGAAAAAGUGUGCAGUAUUAGAGAAAGAGGCAUCAAAGAGUGGCAACUUGAAAGCAACAUUCAUGGCAGAGGAAAAGAUCAAGAAACUGAAGAAGAGGAACACUGAGCUGGUAUCCAUUGCACGGCAACUUGAAGACAAGGCAAAGAAACUUCAAGAGGAAAAAGCUACUGCUCAAAAAUUAGCUGAGGAAAACAGCUCCAACAAUGCAGGUGUGGAACACAUGAAGAAGAUGUAUGCAAGACAGAGGGCUAAAGAUCUCGCUGAACAUGCAAAAUCAUUACUGUCUAAAGAGAAGGAACUAGAUGAACUGAGAAAGCAGAUUUUAUCACAACAGAAUGACCAAGUUUUUCCGAAGGCAAAAGUAGAAGAACUUCAAUCAAUCAUACGUCAGUCAGCCAAGGAGCGAUUGUGGUUGGAGAGACAAAUUUCAAAUGGCAAUUCUCCUCGCUCACCCAGUCCUCAAGUCUUGGCAGGAGAUCUGGCAGCAGACAUCAAGAAAAAGACAGAAAGGCUUAAAAUGUUAGAAGAUGAGAACAACAACUUGAAGUCUUCAAUGACACAACUACAGAAGGCAGAAGCUGAAAGUUUGAAACUGGCUGAGGAACUCAAGGAGAAGGAGAAAGAAAACCACAAGCUUGUGAAUGACUUGGAGGAAAAACAGACAAAAUGCUCCAAACUGGAACAUGAAAGAGAAAGAUUUGCUGCCAAAUGUACAAUGCUUCAGAAGAAGAACGCUGAAAUGAGCAAGAGGAUGGCUGAAUUGGAAGAGAUGGAAGAGGAGUUUGGUAAUUUGAAGGAAAAGCUAGAAGUUUCUGAAGUGAAGUGUGGCUUGCUGACAGAUGAAUGUAACAAAUUAAAACACCAGUUGGAAGGACUUCUUCAAGUCAAGGAGGAUCUAAAGGCAAUGGAACAACAAAAGAAGAUGAUAGAAAAUGAACAUCUUAGCAGUCUUGAAAAGCUUAAGGAGAGAGAAGAGGAGAUUAGACAACUCCACAAGAUCCAGGAAGAGGCCAAUCGAGCUCACGAGAUGGCUGUGACGUCAUUAGAAGACACGGUGCGUAGUUUGGAGCAGAAGUGUAUUGAUGCUGAAGAGAACAAUAUCAACCUGAAGAAAGAGAUGGAGGAACUGAGAGAACUGGAAAAAGCCAGUAUCAAGAAAAAAGGAGAAAUCUCUCACAAAUCCACUCAGACCACAUUAGAAACAUUGAACAGGGAAAUUCAAACUGCAUUGGAAAAUGAAGGUAAAGGUGUUAAUGGCCAGCCUUCACUUGGUGUAAGUCUCUCUCCUCACAAGCCUUCCAGUAAAGCUAAAAAUGUCUUAUCCCCUGACAUCACCCCGACCAAAUCUGUUGUAUCUGAAUCAAAGGUAGAGUCUCCCCACAUCUCCCUUGUGAAACAAAAACCUGAAAUGGAAGUGAAGCCAAGUGGUAAGAGUGCAGCAGAGUCAGCAUCUGGGUCAGAAGAUAUCUUGGAUGCGCUUGCUUUAAGGAUUGAUCAGCUGGCGGCAUCUGAUAGUGAAGAUGAUUUAUUUAGCGAAAAAGCAUAUGAAGACCAAAUGGAUGAUGUCCAAGAAGAGAACAAAUCCAACAAGAGACCUGAACUGGAUCUCAGUGACUUAGCUCAGCGCAUUGAUCAAGUAGCAAUCGGUGAUGAAAGCAGUAGCUCGAUCAGUACAAGAGAAAGAGGGUGCAGUGAUGCCAGUCAGGAUUUGACAAGCAUGGCUGAGGGAGAUAUGGGUGACCUGGAGGAUAAUCAGCCUGAUAGCUCUGCUCCUGAGGAUGAGCAGGUUGAACACUCUCCACAUCAACCCAUUGGUACACUGAAUGUGCAUAUUGCCAAGCCUAAUGAACAGAUGUCUGCAGUAGACAGCAACAAACCAAGUGCUGAUGAGGAGGGACUUGACAAUAGAUAUCUGGAGGGCGAUUACAGUGAAGUGGAUCCUGCCAUACUUGAAAAGCUGGCAGUGUAUAUAGCGAGAUACAGUUAUGACCCCGUGCAGCAUUCACCCAAUGAAAACCCCGAGAUGGAACUAGCAUUCCAGGCUGGGGAUUAUCUGUAUGUGUUUGGUGAGAUGGACGAGGAUGGGUACUUUUUGGGUGAACUGAUGAGCGGCCAAAGAGGACUUGUGCCCUCCAACUUUGUUGAGAAAGUUGCAGAUGAGAGUGAGAUGAACUUAAUGAUGAAUGGCACAGGAGAAGGAAUUGAUGAAAUUGUAGACAGCAGUGAUGAAGAGGAAACAGAUGAAGAAGAAAGCAUGUCCGAAGAUGGCGAGACACAACUCGCGCUACUGGGAGAAAACGGCGAGCGUCAGAUGAAACCCGUCAGAAUGCUUAAAUUUUCCGGUAAACUUCAUCGUGCGUUACGCUUGUCAGUGGAACAUAUACCCGAUAGUGGAUUACAAGACAUCCAAGAAGAAGAUGAAGAAGGCGUGGAGGAACACGUAGAGGAAGAAAUAAACUCAGAAGAUGAACUUGAUGAAGAGGACGGAUCGAGAGACGCCAUGUUGAACCAAGAUGGCGUGACAAGUGAUGAAAAUGAUAUUGAACCUUUCAGGGUUCCAUCUCCCAGGCGGCUUCACCUUGAACGUCAGUUUACACAGAGCGUGCUCCUGAGUUGGAAGCCCGCUGACCUGCCUGCAGAUCAAGUGAAAGGGUACGGUGUGUAUGCCAACGGAGAACUACGGCUCAUGAUCAAGGGAGCAAGUAAAACCAAGGCCCUUCUGGAGGGCAUUGACCCCGAGGAGACGUAUCGGAUAUCCGUGAGAACUAUAACAACCAAAGGAGAGGAGUCAUCUGAUCGUUCGGCUGUGUUAACUGUCGGCAAAGAUGCUAACUUCGCUCCAAGCCACGUGCAUGUCACGUGCGUCUCUCCGACGUCCGCCAAGAUCGAGUGGUCACCAGGCAACAGCUCGUUCAGUCACGAGAUUCUCUUAGAUGGCGCCCUUUACAGGACAGUGCGCCCUGGCACAUUCCAGCACACGAUAACUAACCUCGAACCAGACCAGUUGUAUAAGGUCCAUGUUCGUGCUAAGGACCCUAAGCGAGUGUUGGAUCGUGACAGUGAACCCGAUAUUGAGUUUGAUCUUUUGACAGUGGAGGAAGAGUUCAGAACUGAGCCGGGUGGUCUUCCAGACCCACCUCUAGACGUCGAAGUCGUGGUAGGUCACUCGAACUCACUCGACGUAAACUGGAUUCCAGUGACUAUUACAGAGAAGGGAACUUCAAACGGGGCUCGCGUGACAGGAUACAAAGUGUACAUCAAUGAUUUUCCCUGCACUGAGGUCACGUCACCCACAGCGGAUUGUGUGACAGCUGUGUCGUGGAUGGUCGAGCGUGCGGCCAAGAGGAGUCACAGCGAUGCUCUUCGUGUUGUCGUUAGAACUCAAUCGUGCGAAGGAGAGUCGCCUGAUUCUAAUGAAGUUGUUCUGCCUAUUGAUAAGUUUAACUUCAAAGUAAAUCAGGUUAUAAAACCCAAAGGAGCAGAAUCGCUUGCUCAGAGAACAGACUUGACGCCUGAAGGCUCUACUGAAGAUCACGAUGAUCAAGACGAUUCAACACACGUGGCAAACGGUGUUUCGGUUUCUGACGUGCCGAGAGAACGAUCUGAUAGUGUGAGGCGGUUCAGCCGAGAUGAAAACGGCCAACCGCUGUUAGUUGUAGUAGAAGAGACUCCUAAACAAACAAACGUUGCCAUGGACUACUUAAGCCCGCUAGCGCAGCCUCGGACUAAGGGAGAACCGGUCGUGUGGAAAUACGAGGCCGGGGAUGAAUCGGAAACUGCCGAGAGCGUUACGAAGAGUGACGGAAGAGCGUCCGAAGACGAAGAUGACGAAGAAGUUGAGAUUUGUAUUCCAGAUGUUUCGGAAGAUCAAGCGCCAUCUGCAGAGCAGGAAGCGGACGUGAAUGGGGAAGAACAGGGCUAUCAACUUCUUGAAGAGGAGGAUAACGAAGAUGAGGAAAACGCGGAGAUUCCCGAAGACGCGCACAAUUUUGACGAGGAAGUAGGUGUGCUUGCGGACGAAGAGACAUCAGAAAUGCAAGAAGAGGAACUGCAGAGGAGUAGAAAGGAGAGCGACUUGUCAGUGACAAGUGAUAUCGAUAUGGAUGAACUUGAGCGGUCAUUAGAAGAGGCACAGAGGAUUCCACGAAGCAGUCCUGAGGGGAAAGAGAGCGAAGAUAAAAAGCCAUUUAUUCGACCACUGGAAUACGACGAGAGUGAUUUUGAGGAUGACUCGAGCGAGCAAACACCCCUCUCUAUCAUUCAGGAAGAGGAUGAGGAAGAUCUGUCCGAAUCGGUACCUUUUCCGAGCAACAUCUCGCGAUCUCACUCGGCUUCCGAAGGGUUCGAGAGCGACGAUGACGUCAUGGAUUUGCUUGAAGAAGACGAGCCGACGGGUCAAGGCAUGAACUUCGGUAGUGUUCGUAAAAUUUCGCAAACCGAAAGAACUUCCGUGCAGAACUCUCAGCCCGACGUUGAAACGUCGGACGGUAUGGGCUUCGGAAAAUACCUAGCGCAGAGUAGCGAGCAGCCGAAAGUUGACGCUUCUCUUGAUAGCAUCAGACUUGAAGAGGACCAGAGUGAACUGGGUGAAAAUGACGGCUUAGAACACACAUACAGUGAUACAGAGGCUGACCACGGUGGAGUCGAGAGGAGUUCGACUCCUCUUGAUGAUGAACAGGGGAUGGAGCAGCAGGAGGAAGCACUUCGCCGUCCUGUUUACGACGAGACUGCACCGGCAACAGAAAGGCAGGCUCCUUGUGAUGAGGGGUACGUCGGUGAAAUGGCCCCAGGGGAACGAGUGCGGGUGUUUUUAGCUCUUUAUGAUUACGACCCCUCCACCAUGUCCCCAAAUCCUGAUGCUGAAGAGGAAGAACUGGCAUUUAAUGAGGGAGACCUUAUUAAGGUGUACGGGGACAAGGACGAAGAUGGUUUCUUCUGGGGUGAAUUAAACGGCCAAGCGGGUUACAUUCCGUUUAACAUGGUGUCAGAAAUUGAACUGGAGGAUGAAGAAUCCGUCAGCAAUGUAACCACUCCUUCUGUAAAUGUUACCCAAGAAUCGACCCAGCCCCCUGAGGAGAGUCCCAGCCAAGAGCCAGAAGCCGUCCCCAGGCCCUCUGAAAACUUGCUUGAAGAGGUCAUACUGGAAGAAAACGAAUUUGACGACCCGAGGGAGAGCGACAACUAUCAACUGCCUCCCAGACGAAUGGUUGCGCUGUUUGAUUACGAUCCACAGACUUUGUCGCCCAACCCUGAUAGUGAGGUAGAACUGAAGUUUAGGGUUGGAGAUGUUAUCUAUGUGUACGGUGACAUGGACGAGGAUGGCUUCUUCUCGGGUGAGCUCCGUGGAGUGCGCGGUUUGGUUCCCUCGAAUUUUCUUGAAGAUUUGUCCGAUCCAGAUGACGUUCCCCACCAUGACAACAGCAAUGACAGCGAUGUAACAGAAUCUUCCAUGGGUUCUUCAGACAAGUAUAGCUCCCUAAAUGGUACUCAUCACGUGACAGAGGACACGCCUAAGAAGAAAAAAGGAAUCUUUUCCAAGGGAAAACAAAUGUUCAAGAAGAUCGCAAAGGGUCACAACUCACCGCGGGGAAACAGUUCCAAGAGAUAGCGCUGUUAGUCGAAUUCUGCUGAUUAAAUUAUUCACAAUCGUUUGUACAUUAGUGAUCUGAAUGAACGAAAUUUAGUUUUAUAGCCUUUAGAGAAUUGUAUUUUGUAUCCGGGUUACAUUUUAUUCAGUGUAAAUGGAAAUACAGCUGUAAAUGUGGGCUUGGCCCUUAAUUUAUAUAAUGAGCCCGAUUUUUGGACUCGGGCUGCUUCCUGUGAUACGGAAGUUAUUUUACUUGCUGGUCAGAUAAUGUUAUUAUAGACAUAUUUUAUUGACUUAUUGCCAAGUCUCACUGGCUUGCAGUUUUCAGUUUUUCCCAGCUAGGCACAGAAUAUUCUAAUGGAUCGUUCUUAUCCAAACACAACACAAUGCACACUGCUUUCAACACGUUUUACCUUUCAAAAGCUGACAAGUGUUUGUAUUUAAUACGCUUCUUUCAAGAGAGAAUCUGAUUUGUACAUUUUGUGUAAAGAAACCAUAUAUUAUAUUACCUCAAGAGUGGUAGCUAUUAUCGAUUAAUAUAUUUAGCAGAGUUUUACCAAUGUAGUCACAGAAAAGCCUUAUUAAUUAAAAACUAUUUUACGGAGAGAAUGUGCUACUAAAAUUGGCUAAGUGGGUUUGGGGGCGUUUUGCUACAGUCUAAGAUGUUAAUUCAAGGGACCAUUUCCAACUAAGAGAGGUGUCAGUCGUAAAGAGAGUUAGUUAAAAAACAAACAAACAAACAAACAAACAAACAAAAAACAAA